This is a messenger RNA of Osmerus eperlanus (European smelt), 996 nucleotides long. RefSeq names its product BCL2 interacting killer (gene bik). The transcript is spliced from 6 exons. Bases 144 to 626 code for a protein of 160 amino acids. The record is from RefSeq and is a predicted model, not a curated record. Lineage: Eukaryota; Metazoa; Chordata; Actinopteri; Osmeriformes; Osmeridae.
AUGGUAUUUAAAACAUUCUUCCUGGGUGUAACUGCCUUUAGGCGUGGUCGGCGUUAUGAUAAAUUGAAUCACUUACCUGAAAACAACAAGAUUAAAGGGCGCUGCAGGCGGCGUCAACUUUAAUCUACAAAUCCGAAAGCAAAAUGGUGGAACAAACAAGACAGAGAAGCAGUGUCAUAUCCCUCCAGGCAGGACCUAGCGAGGUUGACAACAGCUCCCUGUUUGAUGCAAAUCUUAGAAUGAACGUCAGAGAGAUCCGGGCAAUCAGUCAGCAGCUGGCAGAGAUAGGAGACCGGCUGAACCGAGAAUGGGCAGAGAGAUCCAACCCAGCCCAGUGGCCCCCAGCUCUCCGCAUGGCAAGACCUGCCCAAGCCCUGACCAGGGACAUCUACAGGGGAAUUAGAGGACCAUUCUGGGGCAUAAGGAGUUGGUCUGCUGUGAUGAAAGCUUGCAGCAUAGCCAUUUCGGCCAGUCAGGACACCCAGAGUGCUGAGGCGUGGGCAGCCUGGGUAUCCAGUAUUCAACAUGUUAACUGCACUGGCUGGUCCACAAGGGUUCUGGUGGCUGUAGCCCUGGUGGCCACAGCAACCAUUUGCACUGCAUUCUGGGAGAAGUGGAAAGGCUAACCAUUGCACUGAAGGGUCAUGGGCUGGUCUUUGGCCGCAACAUAUUUUUGUUUUUUAUCUUACAAAGUGCAUUCUCUCUUUUAACUUCUCUAUUCGAUUGAUUGUUAUAAGUGGUAUUGAAUUUGAAUUGAUGUGCAGGAUCACAGAGGUUGUUAUUGUCAACUUGAAAACCAAACUGGUUGGAGCAUGUUUCAGAAGACCAUUGCUGGCCUGCAGUAUUUUGUAUGAAGAUUGAGUCUUUUACUGGUUAAUGAGGCCAAUUGGAUUAGCAAUUUCAUCAUGUAACCUAGCUUGUUUUACCAGUCAAUGAAAGCUGGUCUUUCAAUUACACAAUUGGACAUUCAUUACUCUAUCAUCAAAAUAAAACUUU